AUGUCUCCCGCGUCCCCCAUUAGAACUCCAUUAUGUGAGCUCCUGGGCAUCCAGCAUCCCAUCCUCCUCGCAGGAAUGGCGCGCACAUCUGGUGGACCGCUGGCUGCCGCAGUCUCCAACGCAGGCGGUCUCGGCACAAUUGGCGGUCUUGGUUACAGCCCACAACAGAUGAAUGAGAUGCUAGUCGAGCUGAAAUCACACCUAAAGUCUCCAGAUCUACCAUUCGGUGUUGAUCUGGCGCUUCCCAAAGUUGGGGAGGGCGCUCGCGCCACUAACCAUGACUAUACCCACGGGCAGCUCGACGAACUGAUCGAAGUAACGAUUAAGCAUGGUGCGAAGCUGUUUGUUUCUGCGGUUGGAAUUCCACCGGCUCACACCAUUAAGCGUCUGCACGAGGCGGGGAUUCUGAUCAUGAACAUGGUUGGGGCUCCCAGGCAUGCUGAGAAGGCCUUGCAGGCUGGCGUGGAUAUCAUUUGCGCCCAGGGCGGUGAGGGAGGAGGCCAUACGGGUGAUAUCCCAUUUUCGAUCCUUAUUCCAUCCGUCGUUGACGUGGCGCGCAAAUACCGUAGCCCAAUGACGGGUAAAGUGCCGCUCGUUGUUGCUGCUGGAGGUGUUAAUGAUGGACGCAGUUUGGCUGCCUCCCUCAUGUUGGGUGCUGCGGGGGUGUGGGUUGGAACACGAUUUGUUGCCGCAGAGGAGAGCGGUGCCAGUCGACUGCAUAAGGAAGCGGUUGUGAGCGCUGGGUUUGGAGAUACUAUUAGAACCUUGGUGAUCUCCGGCAGACCGCUACGGUGCCGUGAGAACGAGUAUAUCAAAGAAUGGGAGAGCAAACCCGAAGAAAUCCUACGGCUGACGAAGAGCGGUAUUGUACCGCUUAUGAAGGAUAUGGAGGAGGAUAAGGAGGUCGAUUUCCCUUUCUUGAUGGGACAGGUCGCUGCCAUUGUCAAGGAUAUCAAGCCCGCCAAAGAGAUUGUCGACACCAUGGUUGCCGAAGCCCGGCAAAUGUUAGAGCUAGGCUACUCCUAUACUGCCGAUAAGCAGGGCAGUAAAUUGUGA
Molecule: messenger RNA, 1056 nt
Organism: Arthroderma uncinatum
Lineage: Eukaryota; Fungi; Ascomycota; Eurotiomycetes; Onygenales; Arthrodermataceae
Product: 2-nitropropane dioxygenase
Exons: 1
Coding region: 1-1056 (351 amino acids)
Molecular function (GO): nitronate monooxygenase activity
Source: RefSeq, a predicted model, not a curated record